This is a messenger RNA of Neoarthrinium moseri, 468 nucleotides long. RefSeq lists its product as uncharacterized. The record is from RefSeq and is a predicted model, not a curated record. The coding region runs from base 1 to 468 and encodes 155 amino acids. The transcript is spliced from 2 exons. NCBI's taxonomy places the organism in Eukaryota, Fungi, Ascomycota, Sordariomycetes, Amphisphaeriales, Apiosporaceae.
AUGUCCCAGGUUCCGGACAGGCCUCCUUAUCCGCCGUUCACAGAGGAGACGGCCAAGAUCAAGGUAAAGGCCGCACAGGAUGCAUGGAAUACCAGAACUCCGCACAAAGUCAAGCUUGCCUACACGGAGGACAGCAUCUGGCGGAACCGGGACCAGUUCUUCACGGGCCACGACGCCAUCGCAGACUUCUUGACCAAGAAGUGGGCGAAGGAGAAUGGGUAUAGGCUAAGGAAGGAGCUUUUUGCAUUCAAGGACAACAAGAUUGCCGUCCAAUUCUGGUACGAGUGGUAUGACGAAGCUGGACAAUGGUGGAGGACGUAUGGCCUCGAGGACUGGACGUUCGCAGACAACGGCCUGAUGAGGAAGAGGCAAAUGAGCGGUAACGAUGUUAAGAUCAGUGACGACGAGAGAUGGUUCAAGGAUGGAGUUGAUGUGAACACGGUUCCCAUCGAGGAGAAGCACUGGUAA